UCCGUCUCUCACACACACACACACUCGCUCUGUUGGUUUGGUUUCCUUCCAAUUUUUGCCCCCUCCUCUGCCCCCAUCAUAACCCUGUCUUUUCCUCGAGCCAAUGACCGUUGCCACCGCCGCCGAUGACGACGACGACGACGACGACGACGACGAGCGCGAGCAUCCCCGCACCCGUCGCCUGCUCCUCCACGCAUCGCCACUGCCUUCCCUGCACCCAACGCCGAGGAAGCGCCGCCGCAUCCGCCGCUGCCGUCGUCGCCCUCCUCCUCGCCACCUCCGCCUGGCUCUCCCUCGUCUUCUCCUCUCCCUCUAUCCGCCUCCACUGGGCCCACAUCCGGACCUCCGCCUCCCCCUUCCGCCGGGCCUCUCCUCCCCCGCUGCCCGGCCCCUCCACUCGAGUCCCUCCCCCUACUGGCCCUCCCAACCGCCUCCGCCCGCUCUCCCUCCGCCACCUCGUCUUCGGCAUCGGCGGCUCCGCUCACCUCUGGCCGCGCCGCCGCGAGUUCGUCCGACUCUGGUGGCGGCCCGGCGCCAUGCGCGGCCACGUCUGGCUCGACGACCGCGUGCCCCGCCCGCCCCGCAACUCCUCCCUCGCCCGAUCCCUCCCCCCCGUCCGCGUCUCUGAGGACAUCUCUCGGUUCCGAUACACCAACCCCACCGGCCACCCCUCCGGCCUCCGCAUCGCCCGCAUCCUCUCCGAGACCUUCCGACUCGGCCACCGCGGCUCCCGGUGGUUUGUGCUCGUGGACGACGACACCAUCGUCUGCCCUGAUAACCUCGUCGCCGUGCUCGCCAAGUACGAUUGGACCGAGAUGGCGUAUGUCGGGAGCCCAUCGGAAAGUCACUCCGCCAACACCUACUUCAGCCACGCGAUGGCAUUCGGGGGCGGGGGGAUCGCCAUCAGCUAUCCUCUUGCCGUAGCUCUCGCGGGGAUGAUGGACGAGUGCAUCGAGAGGUAUCCAAAGCUGUACGGCAGCGACGACCGGUUGCAUGCAUGCAUCUCCGAGCUCGGUGUCCCUCUGAGUCGCGAGUACGGUUUCCACCAGUGGGAUAUCAGGGGAAAUGCCCAUGGUCUUUUGGCUGCUCACCCUGUUGCUCCUUUCGUAUCAAUUCACCAUGUUGAAGCCGUUGACCCCAUCUACCCUGGCUUGAGCACUCUUGGAAGCCUGAAGCGUUUCACCAAGGCUAUGAAGGCUGAUCCUAUGAGUUUCUUGCAGCGGUCAAUUUGUUACGACAAGAGGAGGAAGCUUACAUUCUCAGUCUCUCUGGGUUACGUUGUCCAAGUGUUCCCAACCAUUGUCCUUCCACGAGAGCUGGAACGUUCUGAACAGACUUAUAUAGCUUGGAAUAAGCUUAACAACAGGAAUGAGUUUGAUUUUGACACAAGGGAUACCUACAGGUCUGUUUGCAAGAAGCCAGUUCUGUUUUUCUUGAGAGAUAUUGAAAGGGAUGGAAAUACUACGCUGGGUUCAUAUAGACGAGUUAAGGGGAGAGACAAUCUAAAAAAAAAAGUAUUCUGCUUUCCUCGAACACCUCCUCUACCUGACAUGAAUGAAAUCCAAGUCUUUGGUACUCCAUUGAGCGAAAAUUGGCACUUGGUGCCUAGAAGGUUAUGCUGUAAACUAAAUCAAAGACGUUAUGGGACUCUGAAAAUUGCAGUUGGGCAGUGUGAUCAUGGAGCUUCGGGGUCUGCUGCUGGUUCCCUUUGACUAUAAGGUGCAUUAAGUUGUAUAUCAUCUGACCAGAUGGUGAUUAUUGUGAGCAAAAAACUCUAUUUUCUCCAUGCUUCAACUUUUUUG
Musa acuminata subsp. malaccensis (wild Malaysian banana) is the source of this 1802-nucleotide messenger RNA. RefSeq lists its product as uncharacterized. Gene Ontology annotation, molecular function: acetylglucosaminyltransferase activity. NCBI's taxonomy places the organism in Eukaryota, Viridiplantae, Streptophyta, Magnoliopsida, Zingiberales, Musaceae. The record is from RefSeq and is a predicted model, not a curated record.